Messenger RNA from Fonticula alba, 2054 nucleotides. RefSeq lists its product as hypothetical. Gene Ontology annotation, cellular component: cytosol. NCBI's taxonomy places the organism in Eukaryota, Rotosphaerida, Fonticulaceae. The coding region runs from base 1 to 1923 and encodes 640 amino acids. The record is from RefSeq and is a predicted model, not a curated record. Gene Ontology annotation, biological process: 'de novo' cotranslational protein folding; regulation of translational fidelity. Gene Ontology annotation, molecular function: ribosome binding; Hsp70 protein binding. The transcript is spliced from 2 exons.
AUGAGCCACUACGUCCCGCUGGUUGCCUCCGUCAAGGUCAAGCUGCCGGCCCUGCCCGAGUCCUGGGCCGCCGACAAGACCCACCAGGUCAGCAGCACCCUCGAGACCCCCGCCACUCGCUCCUUCGAGCCCGUCGGCGCCGGGUACAUCUCGCGUCUGGUGCACCCCACCCGGUGCCCGAUCGCCGAGGCGGUCAACGGCUCCGGGGCCGCGGUCGCGGCCAAGGACGAGAUGGCCGGCCUGAACCCGCGGUUCGACGAGCUGUACGACGAGUCGGUGCCGGAGGCCCUCCUGGCCGCCGACCCGGCCGAGUACCGCACCCUGGACAUGUACCAGAUCCUGGGUCUGGGGAACCUGCGCCGGGCGGCCACCGAGGCGGACAUCCGCACGGCCCACCGCCGCCGCGUGCUGGUCCACCACCCGGACAAGCAGGCCCAGGCCCUGACCGGCGACACGCGUGACAACUUCUUCAAGUGCAUCCAGCGCGCGCUGGAUGUGCUGGUCGACCCGACCCUGCGCAUGCACUUCGACUCCUGCGACCCCACCUUCAAUGAGCGGCUGCCGGCGGCCACCCUGCCGGCCAAGGCCGACUUCUUCGAGGUCUACGGCCCGGUGUUCGCGGCCAAUGCCCAUUUCUCGGUCCGCCAGCCGGUCCCGGCCCUCGGCAACAUGGACACCCCCCUGGACGAGGUGCAGGCCUUCUACGAGUUCUGGUAUGCCUUCGAGAGCUGGCGCGUGUUCAACUGGCGCGACAAGGAGGGCACCAUGUCCGAUGGCGGGUCUCGCGAUGACAAGCGCUGGACCGAUCAGCAGAACCGCCGCGCCCGCGAGGAGGCCAAGACCAAGGACAAUGCCCGGCUCCGGACCCUGGUCGACCAGGCCGCCGCCCUGGACCCCCGGAUGAAGCUCCUCCGCGAGGCGGAGAAGAAGCGCCGCGAGGAGCAGAAGCGCAGCCGCCAGCAGAGCCGCGCCGGUGCCGCCGGGGCCCUGGCCGCGCAGAAGGCCGCCGCCGAGAAGGCCGCCGCCGAGAAGGCCGCCGCCGAGGCCGCCGAGGCCGCUGCCCAGAAGGCCGCCGCCGCCGCCGCCGCCGAGGCCGAGCGCAAGGGCCGCGAGGACCGCAAGAAGAUCGCCAAGAAGGAGCGCAAGACCCUGCGCGGCCUGAUGCGCGAUCACGCCUGCUUCCUCUCCGGCGAGGAGGCCUCCCCCCUGAGCAAGGCCCACCAGCAGGCCACCAUCAACCUGGAGCUCUUCCUGGAGAAGUACGAUGUCAUGGACCUGGAGAAGCUUAACCGCGCCAUCGAGGCCGCGUCGGACUUCGCCGCCAAGGGUGCCCUCUAUUUCGCGGCCCUGGACGCCACUCUCGGCACGGCCGAGGCCAGCCGCAAUGCCGCCACCGCGGCCGCGGCCGCCGCCGCCGCCGCUUCCACCGCCACCGCCGCCGCGGCCGCCGCCCCGGAGUGGACCGAUGCCCACCGCAAGGUCCUGGUCCAUGCGAUCAAGACCUUCCCCGGUGGCACCACCGAGCGCUGGACCAAGAUCACCGAGCACGUCAACACCCAGUGCAGCACCACCUUCACCGAGAAGCAGGUGGUCGCCGAGUCCAAGGCCAUGGAGAGCGGCGUCGGGUCCGUCACCAUGACCGACCUGCAGUUUGAGCGCCGCCAGGGCGAGGUCAAGAUCGCCGAUGCCCCGACCCAGCGCUCGGACCUGACCGAUGCCGACAUGCGGAACACCACCGCCCCGGCCUCCACCGAGACCCCCUGGUCCGCGGCCGAGCUCGACACCCUGGUCCAUGCCCUGCGCACUGUGCCGGCCACCGACGCCGACCGCUGGGGCAAGAUCGCGGCCUUCCUGCCGGACCGCCCGCGCCAGAGCAUCACCGCCAAGAUCAAGGAGCUGCAUGCCAUGAAGCAGCAGAAGUGAGAAGGGGGUGGCGCACGUGUGCCCGCGUGUGUGUGCCUUUCUCUCUCUCUCUCUCUUGUCUUGUCUUCCCUCCCGGUCCCCCUUUCUUUUUUUUUUCAGGGGUUGACCAAAUACACAAGUCUCCAUUCGCA